Messenger RNA from Microthlaspi erraticum, 855 nucleotides. Lineage: Eukaryota; Viridiplantae; Streptophyta; Magnoliopsida; Brassicales; Brassicaceae. The record is from the annotation of a GenBank genome assembly.
AUGGCAGAACCUGCAACGAAAAAGAAGACAUCAUCAUCGUUGUUGCCAGACUGGUCUCUUCUCCCUGAAGAGCUGCUUCAAGUUAUCUCCGGGAAUCUGGACAACUGUUUCGAUGUAGUUCAUGCUCGCUCUGUUUGCAGCUCUUGGCGAUCCACAUUUGCCUUUCCUUGUAGCCUACUAUCGCCAAGUUACUCUCUUCCCACGUUCAAUGAGUUCUCUCUAGAAAACGAAGGCUUGUGCACCCUCAAGAAGAUCCCUUUGUUCCUCUUUAGAGUCCGUGCUCUUGAUGAUGCUGCGUCGGCUUCUGAGUUUUACUUGGGAGGAAUUGUCCAAGGCUCUAGAGAUGAGGCAGAGGAUCAAACAGAGCUUCCACCUCCUAUUCAGUGCUCAGUGAAAGUGACGAUCGGAGAAUCUGAGGCAACCUUGAUGAACAUGCUCGACUGUCAGAUUCUCUCUCUGAGUCUGGGUUAUCGGUACAGAAUGUUCGCUUGGGAUCCUAAAGUUUACAGAAGCGUGGCUUUUUCCCCACUAAAUAAGGAAGAAUUCGUUGUGCUUCUUAUCGACUCUCGUGUUUUGUGGGUAUUAACAAGUUCCGAAAUGAGGUGGAAGAAGCUGAAGAACGUCCCAGAUGCUCCAUGCUGGGAUCUAGUCACUUUUAGAUGUAGAUUUUAUGCAUCUUUCCGAGGGGGAAGUGUGGCUAUCGAUCCCUGUUCGCUGGACGUGACUCGCUUGAUGAGGAGGCUGGUCAAUGGGUCGUGGUCACCCAUGUGGGAGACCGUGUCUUGUUUAUUAAUCGAGAACAUUUGGGAAACGUCUGCUGCUCGGCUGAAGAGCUUCCUCAAGGUUGUGGUCUGA